CUGGAUAACAAUCGAGUAAUGACAAUAGAAAUAGCUCACACUCCAUAGGACCAUCUUUCCCCUUCCUGAAGAACUCUUCUGAAAUCAGCAGCCUGGCAAUGGAGAGAUGGCCAGAGCCGGUUAGGGGAGAGCUUCACAUCUUUCAGAAGAUGGACAAAGAGCUUCAAGCUAGAGCCGGGUCCCCAGUGCUCGAGUACCAUGCUGCCUUGGUCACGGGAGACCUGAGCCGUCUUGAGCUGCUCAUGAACGAGUUCUUCCAGGAUGCCAAUGUGGUGUUCGAGAUCAAGAAGGAUGAGAUGGAGUGGCAGGUGAAAUCCCCAGCCACGUUUGGACUGUCAGGCCUCUGGACCCUGGAGUACAAGCGUGAGCUCACCACGCCUCUGUGCAUCGCUGCGGCCCGCGGCCACACGGCCUGCGUGCGCCACCUGCUCAGCCGCGGCGCGGACCCCGACGCCAGCCCCGGUGGCCAGGGAGCCCUGCACGAGGCCUGCCUGGGGGGCCACACGGCCUGCGCCCAGCUGCUGCUGCAGCACGGCGCCGACCCCGACCUGCUCAGCGCCGAGGGCCUGGCGCCCCUGCACCUCUGCCGAACCGCCGCCUCGCUCGGGGCGCGCCUCCUGCUGCGGCACGGCGCCGACGCGGGCGCGCUCGACUACGGCGGGGCCUCGCCGCUGGCCCGCGCGCUGCAGACCGCAGCCUUCGCCGCGGAGGCCGCGUCGCAGCGCACGGUGCAGGCGCUGCUCAACCACGGCUCCCCCAGCGUGUGGCCCGACGCCUUCCCCAAGGUGCUGAAGACCUGCGCGCCAGCCCCCAUGGUGAUCGAGACGCUUUUCAACUCCUACCCUCAGCUCCGCGUGUCCGAGUCCUGGCGGGAAGUGAUUCCGGAGGAAGUAUUUCAGAUGCACCAGGCCUUCUACCGGUCUUUGUUUGCUUUGGCCCACACCCCCCGCUGUCUGCAGCACCUGUGCCGUUGUGCCAUUCGGAAGUUACUUGGCAAGAAGUGUUUCCGCCUCGCGCCCCUGCUACCCCUCCCAAAGUGCCUGCAAAAUUACCUCCUUUUGGAGCCGGAAGGUGUUUUGUACUGAAAACCAGAGCGCUGGGACUGAGGCUCUGAUUCUCACUGCUGCCUUCCGUAGAGGCGGUGCGCUCAGGGGAGAGGAGGGGCAGACCCGGACGGCACCUGCCACGUCCCCUGGCGGACGCACGGACCUCACAGAUUCCCGGUCACUUUGGAACAGAACUGGCAAUAAAAGGCCUUUCUGCCUCUCAGGGUUGCUCGUGAGGGUCAAGGUUGUGAGUUCCACAGUACUGGCAUCAGAGAGUACUUUUCAACAGAAGUUGAACGAAAAGAUACACUUGUUUUCCCAAGGCUUGUGUCCUGCCUGCGGUGGGUUAACAGCCUCCAUGCUGCCCAUCAGACCAUCUGCCUCACAGGCACUGUCCCACCCCUCCUGGAGCCUGGCCGCCUGGAAGGGCUCUGUGCCCAACACGUGAGAGGGGUACGUACUGAGAGAGAACACCUGUUUCCGUAACAAGAGCACCUUUCUGGAGCCCCCUGGUGCUUCCCAGCACAUCACAGUCCCGAAGCCCCUAAGGGACAUUGGAGGGGCGGCGAGCCCAGCGUUCUGGUCCCAUGUGAGUCUUCUGACACUCUCGCCAAACCCCGAAUGAUUCAGCCGUGGCAACCUGCAGGAAGCCAGAUGCCAGGAACAGACACGGGUUGGUAGGGGUCGCCAUCAACCCAGCCUGGGCAUCACAUACACAGAGAGCUCCUCAAGGUGUCAGGACUGCAUAGGCCAUACCUUAUUUUCUGUAUUCUGGUGCUUUUGGUAUCUGGGACCUGGCUGACCCUGGAGGGACUGCCCCUUCCAGGGCUGGUCGAUUCCUGAGGACAGCCAACCGUUCACCCCAAGCACGCUUUUCAAGAGCAACCCCACCAAUCCAGAGCUCUCACCCCCACCCACCUCCUUUACUGGGCUGUCACACUCUGGGCUACAGUCCACCUGUCCUAACGGUCCCAGGGCCAGGUGCCAGACAGGUAGGGACAGCCCUUAUACCCCAGAGCCUGCUGAAAUGACUCCCACUAGCCGAUCCUAAGCCCGUCUGUCCCGCCUGGCCCUGUUCCUUCCAUGGAAACCACAAGAGAGGCUUUUGUCCACAUCCCUUCCCCCAACCUCCUGACCAACCCUGAGUGCUUCCCCACAUGCCCGCCCCAUGGCAUGCCGUGUCCCUUCUCUUGGGAAUGGUGAGUAACAAACGAUCUUUUCGAUGGUA
This is a messenger RNA of Herpailurus yagouaroundi (jaguarundi), 2274 nucleotides long. It is a transcript of the gene ASB18, whose product is annotated as ankyrin repeat and SOCS box containing 18. Gene Ontology annotation, molecular function: protein binding. The transcript is spliced from 5 exons. The record is from RefSeq and is a predicted model, not a curated record. Lineage: Eukaryota; Metazoa; Chordata; Mammalia; Carnivora; Felidae. Gene Ontology annotation, biological process: intracellular signal transduction; positive regulation of protein catabolic process; protein ubiquitination. The coding region runs from base 99 to 1085 and encodes 328 amino acids.